Trichoderma atroviride IMI 206040 is the source of this 6189-nucleotide messenger RNA. NCBI's taxonomy places the organism in Eukaryota, Fungi, Ascomycota, Sordariomycetes, Hypocreales, Hypocreaceae. The record is from RefSeq and is a predicted model, not a curated record.
AUGACUUCUUUACAAGCAAAAGUCGACGCCGUCAAAGCGGCAGUCUCCUCGACGUCAACAUGCACGCCGGCAACCGUCGUAGCACUCAAAGAGUUGCUGCUCCCUGAAUCUGAGUCACUAUCUUCGAGAACAAAGUCCGCUGCCGCUCGAUCUACGAAAACGACGUCUGCUACGAAAACGAAAACCGGCACCGGAAGAGACAAUGCCUCCAGCUCACAAACCGAAACUCUGAGCUCCCGCGAGAGAGCUGCUUUGGCGACCCAUGUCAUCAACGUUACGCUCAAGACCCUGUCCGAAGUAGCGAAGCCUCCACCCCCUUCGACACCUUCGAAGCAAAAUAGCGACCUUCGAGAAGCAGCUGGGAAGCAGUCAAUUCGACGAUCUCUGUCCGCACCGCUUUCUCCCGUACAGCCCAGGGCACUUAACCGUGCGGUUGCGUCUUCCAAUAGUGAGGCGACUUUGACGAAACCACCUACGCAGGCCCAAUCGACGGGAUGCCUUGCUAUAGUAGAGUGUGCACGUGUUGCAUUUUCUGCCCUUCGAUCCCUCAAAGGCCUAACAAAGCCCGAAGAGGCGGACUUUCAGCUGGAGACUGGCAUGUCCGCGCUGGUAGGGAAGUUGCUGGGCCUGGGGAUGCAUGAUCAAGCUCUUAAGGAGCUGAGAGUACUCAAACGAAGGCUGGACAGUAUUAUAAGCGGGAAACUCUCGACGAGCACCAAGGGCGGACCCGAAAGCACCAGUACUACUGCAGUAAUUGCCGAUUUGUUGAAUUUCCAGAGCGCUAUUACGAAGCCUUGCCUUGCGACCAUCACAGGCUAUCAGAUGCAGGUUUUGAAGUUAAUCGCAGCGACCAAAAAGCCGUCUCACAUCGAAGCCAUCCUUCCCCACCUCAGCGAUUCAUAUGUCUCGUCCCCAUUCAACCUCUUGUCUGCUCUCGCCAAGGAUGGAGCAAAAGAGGUUGCAAAGGCAGCUCGUCAAAUGGCGUCCUUAUCACAGAUUCUCUUGUCCCUUGCGCCGAGCAUUUCUAGCCAAGAAGAUGCAGUAGCUAUCGAACCACGACUAAGCCCAUCUCCUAGCGCCGCCUUUGAGUUACAAUCUUUGGCUUUCCGGAUACAACUGAAGUGGUGGAAACUAGCUAAUCAUCAGGGACAUGUUGAUAAUGACCUGCUCUCGCCCUUCACUCGCUGCCUACGAGCUUACACCCGACGGCAAAAGCUAGAUAAAGGCCCUGUUUACCAAAUAAUAUCUGAAUCAUUCGACGCAAUAAUGCAGCUCAUUCAUUCCCAAAAGUAUCUCCCAGAAUCAUCAUUCAAUUCGCCUCUAGCAUCAAUACACCAUAUUUUAGGAUCCGCAGCGCAAGCAGAACGACGAUAUGCCGAAGCCUACCGCUGGUUUCAAGAAUUGAAAGGGUCUCUGGCCAUAGGGCAAGACUCAUCUGUUCUCAAGUGUGCAAUCUCUGCGCGCCUCCUUGCUGUUGCGCUAAAGAAAGCCGACUUGGACCAAGCUGUCGAGCCUCUCCUUGUCGAGGUCAUCGAAGGGUUGGAUGGAAGCCUAAGUGGAACCAUGGCGGAGCUGAACGAACUUCUCGAAAGCCUUUCGCUGGCAAGGCGCUCCGUCGUUGGCCUCUUGAUGACAUGCAUAGGGCCAAAUGCGUCGAAAAGCACUGUUCCGAGCUCACUCUCAAAUCAUCUUAAGACCUUCAUACUCAAGUAUCCGCGAUUUGUACGCCGAUGGAUGGGGCUGCCUCCAGGCAAAGAUGUGCCGCCUAAGCAUAUUCUCCAGUUUGAUCAACGGCGACAGCUCGUCGCACAAUCCCUAGGCCAGACUCUUGACGCUACCCUGAUGGUCAUCAAGUGCGAUAUCCAAUCCGAAGAGAGCGGAUGGCAAGCCGUCGACGAUGUGCUUCAGCACUGCGCUUCGCUUCUCGAAUCAAUGGGCGUUUCUAAUCUAUCAACCACCAAGAUUGAUAAUCUUGGCACUUACUCCGUCAAGAUCUCGAGCCUCUACUUCUCUGUCUUUUCUCAGCUUCGAAAGAAGUCCGGUCGAUCCAAAGACGAGAAUAAGCAUCUCCUUCAAGCUUUGAGUCGAUCGAUCGAUGUUAUUAAAAACUGUACGGAGGCCGAGCAAGAAAAAGCACAACUAUCGACAAAACUAGAAAUAUUUGCAGACAUGUGCAAGAGCUCUGGCAGGACUGACGAUGCUGUACGCACACUACGAGCAAUUUGUUCCAAUAUGGCUGAGAACGGCGCAUUAUCUGAUGUUGCCACCGCUCUCUCCACUCAGUCUCCAACUCUGGCGUGGGCUAUGAGCGACAAAGUCUCACUCAUGUCACGCACUUUGCGUUCCAUGGCUAGAAUCGACAAGGCGUGGAAUGAAUGGACCUUUCCGCUUCCUGAGGCAGAGCGCUCUGCGGUUCUCGAGCAUUUGACGUAUGUCAGUCUCAUCAGUUCAUCCUCAUCACUGCAAUCGCUGGGGCUGCACGACGCAGCAGUGGCUGCGUUGCUUCGCACAUACUCGUUGGAGAAAUAUCCGGUUCGCCGCCUCCGUGUGCUGCUGAACCUUUACUACCAAAGCGUGGGAGAAGAAGAGCAGCUACUGAACAUCGUUUCGCUUGCUGAGGAAACAUGGGGACAUCUAGAGGCCGGGGCCAGGGCGGAAGAUGCCUCGUUAUCUCAUUUCAUCCCGCACUUGCAAGCCUAUUUUACAUCCAUCUUUGCAUUGACGCACACGGAUGGAACGAUGUCUACGAUGAUCUUCCAGGCAAUCGACUCUUGGAAAAGCAUCAUCAGAACUUGUCAGACGCAAGACCAGCUUUGCAUGGUAAUUGACGAUCCCCAAAGACUUCUCGAUCAUUUGCGAUCUCUACACCAACUUGCGGGCCUAAGGGGAGUGACACGCCUCCAACUCGCAAUUUCCGAACUUAGUAUUGCCAUAUCGACGGUGUUUGUUGGAUCUACUGAGGCAACAGGUGAUGGCUUGAUCCUUGGUCACAGCCAGCUAGCAGCGCAAUACGUCAACAUUGGACUCUUCCCCCAAGCUCUAAAGACAAUAGAACAGACCCAAGAGCUCCUCACCCGUUACGAUGGCCUAUCCCGCCAAGUUCUUGUCGAAUUCUACCUCUCCCAGGCCGAGUAUUGUACGGGCGUUGGCAACAUGAACGCUGCCAAAGCUCAUGCAUCCAAGAUAAUCUCCAUCACCUUACUGCUACAGUCCAUUGCUGCUCUUCAAACUGGAGAUAUUCAAGACGCACUGUCUUUUGUAAAGACGAGUGUUCGCAUGCUUACUCACGAUUGGACCAAAUUAGAAGCAGCAUUGGGGGCCGAUUCGAAGAGCCCAGAUGCCAGUAUAUCGGAAAUCAACACCAGCAGCACAGAUUUGGCUUCGACGAAAGGGAAAGUAACUGGCCCUCGAUUCUGGACUCUAGCCAGUCCACUUCUUCGAAGCCUCUUACAUAUCUCUUCUGUAUACGCCCAUAUUGGCAUGUACCAGGAAACUGUCUAUUAUGCCGACUGUGCCUGGAAGAUUGCGGAGAGUACUCAGUCUUCGCUCUACAUAGCACAAGUGGCUGCAUGGACUGGCUCUGUAUAUCUCAAGGCCGGAAAGCUGCCCAAAGCACUUGCUACCUUUAAAGAUGCAGAAGAACAGCUGCCGCGUGAUAUCUGUUCUGCUCGUGUACGCCUUGCUCGUCAACUCGGGGAGUUUUAUUGGGAAAUCGGAGACGAUGAGAAAGCUGCAGAGUUUUUGAAAAUAGCUGAGGAGACUGCCCAUCUCCUCAGCAUGCCCCAGAAUGAAACCAACGCCGAACCUGAACCCCUUGCAAAGCCUCAGAGCGCCGAAUCUACCAAAGUCAUGAGGGCAAAAAGAACAACAAGGUCAAAGGCCAAAGUACCGGCCGCUCCUAAACCCGCAAAGCGAGACUCUCCCAGGUCUAAGACACCUGCCGCAGGAGACAUCGCUCAGCUACCCAAAGACAUAUACUACGCAUCCCUGCACGCUGCUAUCAUUAUGUCUCGCACUUUGGGACUCAUUUACCAGAAAGAGUGGGCGUCGGCUCUACAGGCUUUGGAGAAAGUCAAAGAUUUGCCCAAGCUUGUCAGCGUACUCUCUCAAGAGCAAGUAAUGACGGCCGUUUCAUUGAUUGGACGCAGCAUGGAGCAGAUGAUAUCCGAUCCUGUCUUCUCUGUAAUGCAAGACUCGACCAUUUCUUUUCCUGCUGUCUCUGCUUCCAUGGCUCUAUCCAAUAAGUUGUCACAUAUGCAACUAUCGAUGAAAAAUGAGCUUACUGCGGAGGACUUUCAGAAAAAUAUUGAUUAUCCUGUAUUUGCGGACGCAUUAGAGCGAGCACAAGCGCUUCUCGUGGAAGCUCAUGCUUCUGCUCUUUCCAGUGCCGAUAGUAGCAUGGUUCGUCGCAUCUCUACGCUGCUUCAAAGCACAGUCAUUUUCUUGUCGGCAACAUUGGCUUCAAAAUCUCUUCCACAAACAGGGUUGGGUACGAUUGCUGUAGAUUUGGCCCGGAAUGUGACGUGGCAGCGAGAGCAGCAAACUAUGGCCGGGCUCAAUAACGACACAGCCCCUAUUCGCAUUGCAGUUCCAGCUGCCAAGCCGCCGACAGUAGAAGCAGUGGCUGAUAUGGCCAACUUCCAAGAGAACUAUGUGGAUUUGAUCCCAGAGAAGUGGAGUGUUGUCUCCAUUUCGCUGAGUGAUAACCAUCAUGACCUCUGUAUCACCAAAUUCCAAGCGAACCAAGGACCGUUUGUGUUGCGUCUUCCAUUGGAAAGAGCCAACUCUCGAGAUGCUGACUCCGAAGUAUUCAACUUUAAAAACGGCCGCGAAGAAUUAUUGGAAUUUAUUAAACUGGCAAAUGAAAGCAGUCACUCUGCACGAGACUUUACUGCCAAAGGGGAGCGUGGAGCUUGGUGGGCAGAGCGAGAGGCUUUGGACUCUCGAUUGAAGCGGCUCCUGGUAACUAUGGAAACUACGUGGCUGGGAGGAUUCAAGGGCAUCUUUUCGCAGCAUUGCAAGCGGAUGGAUCUGUUGGCUCGCUUUAAGAAGGACUUUCACCAAAUGCUUGACAGAAUCCUGCCGUCUCGAAACAAAAGCCGAGGGAAAAAGACGGCGACCAAGAUGGAGGCUAUUACUUUGGAUCCUCGGAUUCUGGAUCUCUUCAUUGGACUGGGCAAUCCAAUUGAUCCUGACUGCGAGUUUGAUGAGGCGCUUAAUGAUUUGCUUUACUUUGUCGUGGAUAUUCUGCAGUUCCACGGCGAACGGAACGCAUACGAUGAGAUCGACUUUGACGCAAUGGUCCUGGAGACCUACGACGCUCUGCGUGCGUAUCACAAUGCUGCAGGCUCCUCGGAGAGGGAGGAAGGGACGCAUACCAUACUCGUACUUGAUAAACUCCUUCACGCUUUCCCCUGGGAGUCUUCGCCUUGCAUGGACGGUCUGUCUGUAUCUCGAGUGCCUUCACUCGCAUGCCUUCGACAGCUCAUUCAGGAUGCUGGGACAAAUCCAACAAACGAAUUACAAGGCCAUUUCGUCUCAGCAAAAGCUGGUACUUAUAUCCUCAACCCUUCGUCUGACCUGAAGAAUACACAGACAUUCUUCCAGUCAGCCUUUACAACUCUUUCAUCGUGGAACGGUAUCAUCAAUAAAGCGCCAAAGGAAUCUGAAUUCGAAAAGGCCCUUUCGACAUCCGAGAUUAUGGUAUACUUUGGUCACGGUAGCGGUGCCCAGUAUAUUCGCGGAAAGACGAUUCGACGGCUGGAAAAGUGCAGGCCGGCAACGUUCCUCAUGGGCUGCAGCUCUGCCGCCCUCACUGACGCAGGAGAGUUUGAAUGCUACGGCCCAGUCUGGAACUACAUGAUGUCAGGCUGUCCCGCCGUGGUGGGUACGCUCUGGGACGUGACAGAUCGUGAUAUCGAUCGUUUCGCAGGCAGGGCUUUUGAGGAAUGGGGUCUCUUUGCCAGAGGCACAUUUGAUGGCGCCACGAGUAAGGGCAAAGGCAGGGCUAAGAGCCGUGUCGAAGAAGAAGAUGAUGAGAUGAGCCUCCCUGGAUGUGAUGGCGCUCCUCCAGGCGAUGCUUCCCUUGCCGAAGCGGUAGCAGGGGCGAGAAGUGCAUGUCGUUUCAAGUAUCUUAAUGGCGCGGCAGUGGUGUUUUAUGGAAUUCCGGUUUACAUCAAGAAAGAAUGA